Messenger RNA from Cordyceps militaris CM01, 912 nucleotides. Its product is annotated as Ferritin/ribonucleotide reductase-like protein. The coding region runs from base 1 to 912 and encodes 303 amino acids. The transcript has 3 exons. NCBI's taxonomy places the organism in Eukaryota, Fungi, Ascomycota, Sordariomycetes, Hypocreales, Cordycipitaceae. The record is from RefSeq and is a predicted model, not a curated record.
AUGCAUUUCUCUCAAGCUACCAUUGCGGCCGUUGUUGCUGCCGGCUUUGUCUCUGCCGCUCCUACCAUUGAGAAGCGUGCUGGCAUCACUGAUGCCGACAUUCUCCAGUAUGCCCUGACCCUGGAGCAUCUCGAGGAUACCUUCUAUCGUGAUGGUCUCGCCAAGUACUCCGAGGCCGACUUCCAGAACGCCGGAUUCGACCCCAAGGUUUACGCCAACUUCAAGACCAUCUCCAGCGAUGAGGCUGCCCAUGUCGACUUCCUGACCAAGGGCCUCACUGCCGCUGGCGCCAGCCCUGUUGCUGCUUGCACGUACGAGUUUGGCUACAAGGAUGUCAAGACUUUUGUUGCCACCGCUUCCAUCCUUGAGGGUGUUGGUGUGUCCGCCUACCUCGGCGCCGCCGCCGACAUCAUGUCCAAGUCGUACCUCACGGCAGCUGGCUCCAUCCUGACCAUCGAGUCGCGCCACUCGGCGUACAUCCGCGCCAGCCUCGACCAGAAGCCCUUCCCCCAGCCUUUUGAUACCCCUCUCUCCUUCAACGAGGUCUACUCCCUGGCUUCGGCUUUUAUCACGUCCUGCCCCGAUACCAACGCGAAGCUGCCCGUCAAGGCCUUCCCUGCCGUUGCCGUCGCCGCCGACACCGCGCAGCCGAUUAAGUCUGGCGACACGAUUGUGCUACAGACCCCCGGCUACCUGCUCCAGGGCGCCAGCAGCGACACCAAGAUCUACGCUGCCUUCAUUGCCGUCACCGGCCCCGUCUUCGCCGACGCCACGCCAGUUGACGGUGGCUUCCAGGUCACCAUCCCCGCAGGCUUCGCCGGCCAGACUUACGCUGUUCUUACCAGCUGCAAGGACGCUGUCAACGACGACACCAUCGCUGCUGGCCCUGCCAUCAUCGAGAUCUCUUCUUAA